CCCACAACUCGGGCGGUGACUGAGCGGAGUGCAGCUCGUCGGACAGCGGCUUUUAUUGACAUUCGCCAAAACCAAUGAGAGCUCGCAAUUGAGGGAGCGCAUCCAACGAGAAGCGAGGAGGGCGGGAUUUGGGAAUCAAACUUGGUUGAAUGGCGAGCGCUGAGACCACCGACUGAGGAGGAGGCGAUGCCCUAUCGAUCCGGGGCGGGCUUCAGGAGUGGGCCGGCCGGCACAUCGCGCUGUAGACUCCGGUUUUGGAUCACUGUCGCUGACUGUCUUUCCCGUUUUGGCUGCAGAAGGAGUCACCGUUAAAGGUGUGAUCGCACAUGGAUAAACAUCAUGGAUAAACAUCAUGGAUAAACAGCUCGCCAGGCGGCCGGCUCUGCGGCCGUGAUCAGACCCCCCCCCCGGUCUGUAGCGGGAUCCGGCACCGCGAAGCGCCGUCUUCUCCCGGUGGCAGUAAGGUCUCCUUAGCCGGGCAUCGCCCCCGCCCCCGGAGCUGCGGGGGCGCGCAGGUGCGCGGAGGCGCGUCCCCGGUGCUCCGUGAGGCCGGUACCUUGGUCUCGGACCCGCCGCACCUCCGCGGACACGAAGCGCCGGGGAGGCUGAUCAAAAACCACGACGGACUCAAUCAGAGGGACCUCCGGCUGUCGGAGAGAAACCCGCCCGUGCCUGAUAAUCUUUUUUAAUGUAUUAAUGGCGCUUUACUGGCUGCAGUGUAAUUAAUGUCGCUUAUUCCCUGGUUUCGCGUAAGAUGAGUAAAUGUAACAAGUAAGGUGAUUCAAUGUAACAACGUUGUUUCAGUUGCUUUUACGGAAACAUUUAAUUGACACGUGUAGUACAUUCUAGGAAGUCGUUAUUCUAGGAAAUAAUGGACUGUAUGCAAAUUACUGGCCAAGCCCAGGAAUUGAUAUUAUUUGACUGAUACUUUUGUGAGAUGACGGUAAAUACACGCUGGUAAAGCGAUGGAUAGGUGUCGAGAGCUGAUCUCACGCCUGCCCUCAUAUUUAGUUUAAUCGCUGUUAUUUUGAUACUUUUUAAUUGCAUAUCAUGUCCCGAUCGAACAGCGUGAGCCCCCCCGCCGUGGCCCCCCCUGGGCCCCGAGAAGGCACCGAACACAGGUCAGCUUGGGCUGAGUCUGAGUCCAUGGCCAAUGGGUGCCCGUACCCAAGCCGGACCCUGAGCCGUAAGCUGGGCCGGGCCAGCAGCAGAUGGAGGGAUGUGGAUGAGCUGGAGCGGGACCCCGGACGUCCCACCACCACCGUGAGCCGAGUCAGCUUCAGGUCCAAGUCGGCAUGGCAGGAGCACGGGGAGGAGGGCCAGAACAAUAACAGGUCUUCCCCAAAGCUUAUGGACGGGGAGGUGAGGCCACGCUCCGUGGAGCUGGGACUGGAGGACCGGAGGACCAAGGCCAAAGGUGACGAGGAGCUGGUGCCCGAGGUCUACUUCUCCAUGGUGUCCUGCUGCAGCAACGUCAUGCAGGUCUUCAGGUCCAAGAAAUUCCAGUCGGAGAAGCUGGAGAGACUCUACCAGCGCUACUUUUUCCGGCUUAAUCAGAGCAGCCUGACGAUGCUCAUGGCCGUUCUGGUGCUGGUCUGUGCAGUCAUGUUAGGCUUUCACUGCGCUGGAACUGCGUACCGCGUGCCUUAUGUGGUGGUCUUCUCACUGACUAUCCUCCUCAUCCUCCUGCUCAUGGUAUUAUGUAACAGGAAUGGGUUCCACCAGGACCACAUGUGGAUCGUCUGUUAUCUCGUCAUCUUGGUCGUCUUAGUGGUUCAAGUGGUCGGGGUGUUGUUGGUGGAGCCACGCAGUGCCUCGGAGGGGAUAUGGUGGACCGUGUUCUUCAUCCACACCAUUUACACGCUGCUGCCGGUGAGAAUGAGAGCCGCCGUCAUCACUGGGGUGCUGCUCUCUGCCGUGCACGUGGCUGUGUCAUGGAAGCUCAACGAGGCCGACGUCUUCUUAUGGAAACAGUUGGUCUCCAACGUGCUGAUAUUCUCCUGCACCAACAUCGUGGGCGUCUGCACGCACUACCCAGCCGAGGGCUCACAGCGGCAGGCCUUCCAGGAGACCCGGGAGUGCAUCCAGGCCCGGCUGCACUCGCAGAGGGAGAACCAGCAACAGGAACGGCUCCUGCUUUCUGUGCUCCCCCGCCAUGUUGCUAUGGAGAUGAAAGCCGACAUUAACGCCAAGCAGGAAGAUAUGAUGUUCCACAAGAUUUACAUCCAGAAGCAUGACAACGUGAGCAUUCUCUUCGCUGACAUCGAGGGCUUCACCAGCCUGGCCUCGCAGUGCACCGCCCAGGAGCUCGUCAUGACGCUCAACGAGCUGUUCGCCCGCUUCGACAAGCUGGCCGCGGAGAACCACUGUCUACGUAUUAAGAUCCUGGGCGACUGUUACUACUGUGUAUCAGGCCUGCCGGAGGCGCGAGCGGAUCAUGCCCAUUGCUGCGUGGAGAUGGGCGUCGACAUGAUCGAGGCCAUAUCGUUGGUGCGGGAAGUGACUGGUGUCAACGUCAACAUGCGCGUGGGCAUCCACAGUGGCCGCGUGCACUGUGGGGUACUGGGCCUGCGCAAGUGGCAGUUUGAUGUUUGGUCCAAUGAUGUCACACUGGCCAAUCACAUGGAGGCAGGCGGCAAGGCCGGGCGCAUCCACAUCACCAAAGCUACACUGAACUACCUAAACGGCGACUACGACGUAGAGCCGGGCCGAGGCGGUGAGAGGAAUGUCUACCUGAAGAAACACAACAUCGAGACCUACCUCAUCGUGGGCUGCAGCCAGAAGCGGAAAGAGGAGAAGGCCAUGAUCGCCAAGAUGAACCGGCAACGCACCAACUCAGUUACACACAACACCUCACACUGGUGUUCUGACCGCCCAUUCUACAACCACCUGGCUGGCAACCAAGUCUCCAAGGAGAUGAAGAGGAUGGGCUUUGAGGACCCCAAGGACAAGCAUUUCAUUUUCAGAAACACCCAAGAGAACCUGAACCCCGAGGAUGAGGUAGACGAGUUUCUGGGCCGGGCCAUUGACGCCAGGAGCAUUGACCGGCUGCGAUCAGAACACGUCAAGAAGUUCCUCCUGACCUUCCGGGAGCCUGACCUGGAGAAGAAGUACUCCAAGCAGGUGGACUCCAAAUUCGGGGCGUAUGUGGCCUGUGCCUCCCUCGUAUUCCUAUUCAUCUGCUUCAUCCAGGUUGUCGUGGUACCACGCUCCACACUGAUGAUCGGCUUCUACGUCACCUGUCUCUUUCUCCUGCUGGCUGUCAUGUUUGUCUCGACCAUCUACUCCUGCUACUGGUUUUUCCCAGUGUCUCUGCAAAACCUCUCCAAGAAGAUUGUCCAGUCCCGGAUGAACAGCACCCUGGUGGGGAUCUUCACCAUCAUCCUGGUCUUUCUUUCUGCCUUCAUCAACAUCUUCACCUGCAGCACCAGCGAUUUGCCCAGCUGCCUAGCGCAGGAGUUCAACAUCAGCCGCAGCCAUGUGAAUGCCUGCCAUGUGCAUCACUCCGCCCUCAACUACACCCUGUACACCCUCAAGGGCAUCUGCGGGGACCCAGCACCCAGCUGCAGCUUCCCAGAGUAUUUCUCCUCCUGUGUGCUCCUCAGCCUGCUGGCCUGCUCGGUCUUCCUGCAGAUCAGCAGUAUCGGGAAGCUGCUCCUCAUGCUCUUCAUCGAGCUUGUUUACAUGCUGGUGCUGGAGCUCCCCGCCGUCAGCCUCUUCGACAACGUGGACCUGCUGGUGGUGGCCAAUGCUAUAGAACAUGCCAAUGGGACUUGCAUGCCGAUGGACUCUAAGGUUCCCCUGAAAAUCAUGACCCCGGUGGUCAUCACCGUCUUUGUGCUGGCGCUCUACCUGCAUGCCCAGCAGGUGGAGUCCACCGCCCGGCUCGACUUUCUCUGGAAGCUGCAGGCCACCGAGGAGAAGGAGGAGAUGGAGGAGCUCCAGGCCUAUAACCGCCGGCUCCUCCACAACAUCCUGCCCAAGGACGUGGCUGCCCACUUCCUGGCUCGCGAGCGUCGCAACGACGAGCUCUACUACCAGUCAUGCGAGUGCGUGGCCGUCAUGUUCGCCUCCAUCAGCAACUUCUCCGAGUUCUACGUGGAGCUGGAGGCCAACAACGAGGGCGUGGAGUGUCUGCGGCUCCUCAACGAGAUCAUCGCUGACUUCGACGAGAUUAUCAGCGAGGACCAAUUCCGGCAGCUGGAGAAGAUAAAGACCAUCGGCAGCACCUAUAUGGCCGCAUCGGGUCUCAAUGCCUCCACCUACGACAAGGCGGGCCGCUCACAUAUCCGUGCCUUGGCCGACUAUGCCAUGCGCCUCAUGGACCAAAUGAAGUACAUCAAUGAGCACUCCUUCAACAACUUCAAGAUGAAGAUCGGUCUCAACAUCGGCCCGGUGGUGGCCGGGGUCAUCGGUGCCCGGAAGCCGCAGUAUGACAUCUGGGGCAACACGGUAAACGUGGCCAGCCGCAUGGACAGCACCGGAGUCCCCGAGAGAAUCCAGGUGACCACAGACCUGUACCAGGUGCUUAGUUCCUACAGCUACCUGCUGGAGUGCCGGGGUGUGGUGAAGGUUAAGGGCAAGGGUGAGAUGAUGACCUACUUCCUCAACGGGGGACCUGCCGGCACCUAACCAAGGCCCGGCCGGCUAGGCAGCAGGCAGGUGCCAGGGGUGGCAGCGUGUGGGGAGGAAGCAGGUCUCAGCAGCAUUGGGACAGGGGGGCUGCCUCGGGCAUACCCCUAAGGACAAAAAGCCACACCCACUUGCAGGGACGUACCCCAGGACCAGGAUACGAAAGCCCCCCCGGGCAGGGUCUGGUGGGAGGGGCCCCUAUGCCACCCGGCAUCUGAAGAGACCAAAGAAAUUGCACAGACUUGGCAGACAGACGCACCUCAGGUGUGAUGUGUAAACCAGGGAAUGCGCCACCUGGAGGAUGAACAGGAAUAGUGCAGCAGAGAGCAAAGGCAGCACCUCAUGCUGGAGCUCCCUGCUCACCGUCCAUAACAAGGCCUCUCGUGGACGACCUGGGGAUCGAGUGCAUGAAAAGACUAUUAUGCACAACUACAACACAUGGAUGCACACACGCGCAUACGUAGAACUGUCAUGUAACGCGUGUGUCUGGAGCCGCUGGAGACAGGUGAAGACAGUUGCAGAGAUGGGGAGGAAGGCUUCUUUUUGUAUUUUGACUCAAAAAUAAAUCUAGCAUAUAUUUGAGAAUCUA
This is a messenger RNA of Brienomyrus brachyistius, 5221 nucleotides long. It is a transcript of the gene adcy5, whose product is annotated as adenylate cyclase 5. Gene Ontology annotation, cellular component: plasma membrane. The record is from RefSeq and is a predicted model, not a curated record. Gene Ontology annotation, biological process: adenylate cyclase-inhibiting G protein-coupled receptor signaling pathway; cAMP biosynthetic process; adenylate cyclase-activating G protein-coupled receptor signaling pathway. Bases 1051 to 4632 code for a protein of 1193 amino acids. Gene Ontology annotation, molecular function: adenylate cyclase activity. The transcript is spliced from 21 exons. Lineage: Eukaryota; Metazoa; Chordata; Actinopteri; Osteoglossiformes; Mormyridae.